Sitophilus oryzae (rice weevil) is the source of this 1191-nucleotide messenger RNA. RefSeq names its product glucose-induced degradation protein 4 homolog. Bases 135 to 746 code for a protein of 203 amino acids. The transcript is spliced from 4 exons. Gene Ontology annotation, cellular component: GID complex; extrinsic component of membrane. The record is from RefSeq and is a predicted model, not a curated record. NCBI's taxonomy places the organism in Eukaryota, Metazoa, Arthropoda, Insecta, Coleoptera, Curculionidae. Gene Ontology annotation, biological process: protein catabolic process in the vacuole; proteasome-mediated ubiquitin-dependent protein catabolic process; protein targeting to vacuole.
GAUGUUACCACUGGCAAAAGCGCCAUUUUAGAUAGUUUUGUUUGUCAUCCUAGUUUUCUCUUUAACGAGAAACAAUUUUUUCGGGAUAGUUUGUCCAAAAAACAUUUAAAAGUAGGAUCGAAAGUUCCUGAAGUAUGCCCGUUAAAGUGGACCCCACUUUACCACCGCCAGCGAAUUCUAAGCAACCCGGAAUAACAAAGAGUUUGCUCUAUAAUGGCUCGAGAUUCCAAGGAUUUCAAAAGAGUAAAGGAAAUUCUUAUGAAGUUGAAGUAGUUUUACAGCAUGUCGAUGAAGAAAAUUCAUAUCUUUGUGGAUACUUACAAAUAAAUGGCUUAACAGAAGAAUUUCCGAAGUUAACGACGUUUUUUGAUGGCGAGAUAAUUAGUAAAAAGUAUUCAUUUUUAACGAGAAAGUGGGAUGCCGAUGAGGGAGUAGACAGAAAACACUGGAGUAAAUUCUCACAGUUUAGUCAAUAUGUUAAAACAUUUAAUACUGAUACAUUUGACUAUAAUCAACUCACAGACACUGACUAUGUGUUUAUGAGGUGGAAGGAACAUUUUUUAGUUCCCGAUCAUACUAUUAAAGAUAUUAGUGGAGCCAGUUUUGCUGGCUUUUAUUAUAUUUGCUUUCAAAAAUCGAAAGCUACAAUUGAAGGAUAUUAUUACCAUCGAAGUUCAGAAUGGUAUCAAUCUUUAAACUUAACCCAUGUGCCUGAGAACUCAAUACAAAUCUAUGAAUUUAGGUAAAGUUUUUAAGGAAGCUAUAAAUAUAAGUAAAAGAGAAUGUACAGUAUAUAUGCAAUAACAGUGCUGUUUUAACUUUUAUUCAACACAUAGUAAUUUGUCUUUAAACUCUUCUGAAAUGUAAAAAAUGUCUUGCAUUUGUUUGGAAUAACAGUAUUUUAUCAAAUCUCAUGUUAGAUUUAGUUUAAAAAAAAACAUGCUUUAAUUUGGAUAAAAGACCAAAAUUUACAUUAAAAUGGUGAUACUUAAGUUUCUUCCAAAGGACUGAUUUAAAUAUUUUUUUAACUUAACUGAUUCGAGUUUUUGAAAAAAACUCCUGACAAAAUAAUGUAAUUAUUUUUUUUUGUAUAUUUAUGUAUAAAAUCUUGUUAGAUAUAUUUUUGAAUUAUUGUUUUUAACUGAUUUUUUUCUUUAUCAAAAAUAUAUAAAAUAAAGUUUUUAUGAAUUU